This is a messenger RNA of Molossus molossus (Pallas's mastiff bat), 897 nucleotides long. It is a transcript of the gene CRYAB, whose product is annotated as crystallin alpha B. Lineage: Eukaryota; Metazoa; Chordata; Mammalia; Chiroptera; Molossidae. Gene Ontology annotation, biological process: protein refolding; response to heat. Gene Ontology annotation, molecular function: protein folding chaperone; structural constituent of eye lens. The record is from RefSeq and is a predicted model, not a curated record.
CAGUGAGUACUGGGUAUGUGUCACACUGCCAAAUCCCCGAUCACAAGUCUCCAUGAACGGGUGGUGAGCUGGGAUAAUAAAACCCCUGACAUCAUCAUUCCAGAAGCUUCACAAGACUGCGUAUAUAAGGGGCUGGCUGUAGCGGCAGCUGAAGGAGCUGACCAGCCAGCUGACCCCCGACACUCACCAGCCACCAUGGACAUCGCCAUCCACCACCCCUGGAUCCGCCGCCCCUUCUUUCCUUUCCACUCCCCCAGCCGCCUCUUUGACCAGUUCUUCGGAGAGCACCUGCUGGAGUCUGAUCUCUUCCCAGCUUCUACUUCCCUGAGCCCCUUCUACCUUCGGCCAUCAUCAUUCUUUCGGACACCCAGCUGGAUUGACACUGGGCUGCGGGCACCCAGCUGGAUUGACACUGGGCUCUCAGAGAUGCGUCUGGAGAAGGACAGAUUCUCUGUCAACCUGGAUGUGAAGCACUUCUCCCCAGAAGAACUCAAGGUCAAGGUGCUGGGAGAUGUGAUUGAGGUGCAUGGCAAACAUGAAGAGCGCCAGGAUGAACAUGGUUUCAUUUCCCGGGAGUUCCAUAGGAAAUACCGGAUCCCAGCAGAUGUGGACCCUCUCGCCAUUACUUCAUCCCUGUCAUCGGAUGGGGUCCUCAGUGUGAAUGGACCAAGGAAACAGGCCUCUGGCCCUGAGCGCACCAUUCCCAUCACUCGGGAAGAGAAGCCUGCUGUCACUGCAGCCCCUAAGAAGUAGAUGCCCUUUCUCUAAUUGCAUUUUUUAAAACAAGAAAAUUUCCCCACCAGUGAAUAAAACUCUUGUGUCUAGUGCUGAAGCUUAUUAAUGCUAAGGGCAGGCCCAAAUUAUUAAGCUAAUAAAAUGUCAUUCAGCAACAGAUAA